Molecule: messenger RNA, 1136 nt
Organism: Klebsormidium nitens
Lineage: Eukaryota; Viridiplantae; Streptophyta; Klebsormidiophyceae; Klebsormidiales; Klebsormidiaceae
Source: the annotation of a GenBank genome assembly
GACGGUCGUUGACUUCCGUCCGCCUACGUGGCAGUUGUCGGACGACCUCAGAUUCCCAGGAAAAUCAGGCUUGGGCUGGACUGCGGCCAAGACUGCCGCAAGAAUUGCUCCAGUUGCCCAUCGAAGUGGCCAGAAGGGAACGCUUUUGUAGAUCUGAAUCUGGUUUUCUAGGCGAACUUCAGGAAGGGCGAGCUGCCAGGCUGUGCCAGGAUCUGCCAGCUAUGGCGGCUGUGACCGCAGGAGCAGACGCUCCCGCUGCUGUAGCAGAAAUUCCACCAGAGAGCAAGGCUGCUCCUGCUGUUUGGAGUGUGAUCAUGGAGGAACGCUUCAUUGACCUUUGGGGCACAGAGUUUGUAAGAAUUGAACAGGGCAAUUUUGCAAAGCACAAUUGGAAGUCCAUAACAGACGAUAUCAAUAAGCUCUUGAAAGAGGAUGAGCAGCACUUCACUGUGCAGCAAUGCAAGUCAAAGAUAGACAGUCUAAAGAAGAGGUACACCACCGAGUUUGGAAAGAAGACCAGCACAGGCUCAGUCAACAGCUCAUGGGUGCAUUUUGAGCGCCUUGGCCCUUAUCUCAGAAAGUUGCCAAAGGUUUCAGGUAUUCCAGGGGCAGUUGACAGCGGGGUGGAGAAAGUUCCUUCUCCACCGCGGCGGAGUUCUGAAGAAGAAGAGUUCGAGCAAGAGGGCAUGAGGGACCCAGGUUGGGUUCCCGAGGAGGCACAAAACGAUGACGAGCAAGUCAACAACAAAGAAACUCCCUCUGAGAAACCCUCUUCUACGGAACAGGCAUCCAAGGUGGAAGACAGUGUGGGAGGGAGCAGAAAACGGACGUCAAUGUUAGAAGCUGAAGACGAGACUGGGGAUGACUGUAAGAUGGUCAGUCCUCUAAAAUAUGCGGGAAAGGCAGGGGUCAACGGGCAGCUGAACAGUAAAGGGCGGGGAAACAAACUCUUCAAAGCUUCUCCAAGUGGAACCACUGCAAUGUCGAGGAGCCUGGAUCUGUAUAAGGCAUGCCUCCUGGAUCCACUGAUUGAAGAUCGAAGACCUCCUCAAGUGGGUGGCAUCAUGGCAUCCUCCGGGUUGUCGUGCGCAGACGCUCCAGAAGACCCGGUCAUAGUCACAUACUCCCUGCAAUAG